UGCCAGGAGAAGCACACCUUCGUGCACCGUCUCGUCACGGCGAAUGACAUGGCUAGGCAGCUGGCUCGGGUGAAGGCCGAUAUACACGGGAAUGUCACCAUGUGUACCUUCGCCAUCACCGGUCAGCUGGCCAUCACUGUGGAGUACCGCACCGUUACUGCUCAUCUUCUUCAGCUGCAUCAGGACGCUGGGAAGCUGGACAUGCCAUACAACAGUCAUGCCAGAUCUGGCGUCAACAGCGAGAUAGCAAUGUCUGCGACAGGAAGCGAGGUGCCCUAUGCUCCCAUAUCGGGAAUAACAGAGCUUAUUUUUUCCAAGUUGGAGGCAACUACACAGAACAUUUCGUGGGGAAACCUCGCCAAAGGAGGAUUAAAGGUACUCAAUCUCCAAAAAUAUGCUUGUUUUUUUCAAUAAUUGGAAACCCCUAGUGGCGCCGAAGAGGUUCUUGAGCAAGUAGGGAUGGCAACGGGUCGGUGAGGUGCGGGUGGAGUAAGAUCAUGUUCACGACAAAAACCCGCAACACUUCACCACACCCGUUCUUGGGACAUUGCACCCACACCGGCAGAGCACUCAUCGGGUCUCAGGCAUCAUGGGGGCCGUAGGCACAACCAGUAGUACGUCAUCAUAACCAUAUCAAUUGUACAACAAUAACUCGGCCCUCAAACUUCCAAAUGAGCACUAAACACAACUGAGCAAGCUAAAAUUAACCAGUUUAGUAUAUACAUAGCUUAGUUCAACAGAUAAGUGGUCCAACAUUGUCACGCUAAAACUUAUAUUCUUGCAAGGAUUAACAGAUCUAGUUGCCUAUCCAUCUCGGUCAAUGGACUAACAGUAUGCCAGAUCCAUUCAAGCAUUGUUGUAGAAGACAUGUCCCUUCACGAACAGAAAGGUAGACUACUCUACUUUUGCAGUAUUUGGGCCACGUGCCCUUGCUUGCAUGCUACUAUGGGCAAGCGAACAUGAGCUGCUUGCACUAUGCAAGCUUGUACAGUCCUUAGGCCACCAAACCAAACACAACAUAAAUUGUAUGUGUUUGGUCAAGAUUCAGACUCGAAGUUUGAAAUC
Molecule: messenger RNA, 1065 nt
Organism: Panicum hallii
Lineage: Eukaryota; Viridiplantae; Streptophyta; Magnoliopsida; Poales; Poaceae
Exons: 4
Coding region: 49-414 (121 amino acids)
Source: RefSeq, a predicted model, not a curated record